AAUACCAUGUCCAAACUAACUUACACUUUCCAAUCCAUGAGGUACAACAAAGUAAGCCUACAACAUCUGGAAUAUAACUUGACAGCAAAACAAGAUAAUGCACCAGUGAUAAGAGGUUCAAAAACCAUCCUCUGUACCCUAACCAAACAGAAACAGAGCAUCACCAUGAUUUCAUUUCAAACCAUACAAACAACUUUCACCACCACAAAACAUGAAUUCUUUCACAAAACUCAUUUACUCACCAUCAACAACUAUCAAAAAAGGUUCUUCAUCUGCAAAUCAAAAGAUCCCGAUACAAAUGCCCCAUCAUCCCCGGAAGGUGAUGCCAGAAGACAAGAAAUAUUGGCAAAAAUUGCAAUGCUUCAAGCCCAAAAGGUCCGUCUCACCGAUUAUUUAGAUGAACGAUCCGAAUACUUGACCAAGUUUGCGGAAGAAGCCAAUGUAGAGUUUGACCAAGUUGGCGAAAACGCUCUCAAAGAACUUGAAGAAGCCAGUGCACGGAUAAUGGGAAACAUAGAAAGUCAAAUGCAAGCCUUUGAAGAAUCUGCAGAAUCAAGCAAGCAAGAAAUAGAAGAGAAUCAAAGGAAAAUAGACGAGUUCGAAACUCGGUUCGAGAAUGAAAUAAACGAAGGCCUGUUCUUCAAGAAUUUGGGCCAGAGCCCAACAAAGCCCAUUGACAAAUCACUAGCGAAAGCAGCAGCCGAAAAAGUCACAGAGUUGACCAAACAAACAGCAGGAACAGCAACUAGAAGAAACAUUUACCUUGCAUUGAUCGGACUGGUUAGCAUCUCUUUGAUCGACUCCGUUAUAUCUCCGUCUUUUGAUUGGAGAAAAGGUGUGAUUCUCGGUUUGAUUUUGGUUGGUUUGAUUACGCAAUUGACCUACGAGCAGAAGGUGUUAGGUGAAACACAAAGGAAAGAAACUGAGAAAAGUGAGGAUAAGAAAGAGUGAAGUGAUUUUUUAGUUAUAGUUGUAUGUUUUUCAACAACUAUAAAACUAUAUAUAUGAAAUAUCGCAUGGUGAAUAACCCAAAGUAUGAUCUUUAGCGCUUUGGACUGAUAUGUCAUGCUACUUUCUUUUGCAUCA
Messenger RNA from Helianthus annuus (common sunflower), 1086 nucleotides. RefSeq lists its product as uncharacterized. The record is from RefSeq and is a predicted model, not a curated record. The coding region runs from base 7 to 951 and encodes 314 amino acids. Gene Ontology annotation, cellular component: chloroplast. NCBI's taxonomy places the organism in Eukaryota, Viridiplantae, Streptophyta, Magnoliopsida, Asterales, Asteraceae. The transcript has 2 exons.